Messenger RNA from Canariomyces notabilis, 1071 nucleotides. RefSeq lists its product as uncharacterized. NCBI's taxonomy places the organism in Eukaryota, Fungi, Ascomycota, Sordariomycetes, Sordariales, Chaetomiaceae. Gene Ontology annotation, molecular function: zinc ion binding; DNA-binding transcription factor activity, RNA polymerase II-specific. Gene Ontology annotation, biological process: regulation of DNA-templated transcription. The transcript is spliced from 2 exons. The coding region runs from base 1 to 1071 and encodes 356 amino acids. The record is from RefSeq and is a predicted model, not a curated record.
AUGACUUCUUCCGACAAGCACAAUGAGACCUCCAACAAGGGCAAGGCCUCAGCCAUUGUCCGCCGCGGUGACGAGGAAAUCGUCGAGAACAUGGUCAAUGGGACCAACCACAGCAACUCGGAGUCUUCUUCACGCUUGAAUGGUCGGCCUCUCAUGUCCUGGGAGAAAUACUACUUGGACGGGACAUACACCCUGCACAGGCCUGGGGAGACUGCGGCUACUGCCGUUGGCGAGCCUGGACGUCGGGCGCCCUUGGCGCAGAUGCUCGACGAGGAAUUGGCCAACGGAUAUCUUCAGGCAGGCUACCGCCUGGAUCUUGUCGCCAAUUUCUGGAUCGAAGAGGCCCAAAUGGGCGAAGAGAACCUGGCGCUUGCCGCCAAAGCAUUGGAGAAGAUCCGAGCGGUGCAGGCUGCUCGCACGCUCGCUGACCUGGUCAGCAGCGAUGGCGGCGGUGGCAACGUUGCCUCGGCGCGCUGGGCCCGGGCCCUCGCCGACAAGGCAGUCGAGGCGCUUGGCGUCGUGGUGGCCGACCUGACCGCUGCCGCCACCGCGAGCAAUGUGGCUGUCGCCUCGGCCACCACAGCCAGGCCGGGCAGCGCUGCCACUGCCGCCAAAGCGACCAGCACUGGCAAGGCUGUCGCCUCGGGCACCCCGACCAAGGCCAAGUCUGCCACCACGGCCGCUGCUCCCGCUCCAGCACCCGCUGGUUCUCCCGCCUCUGCGCCCGCUGCUGCUCCUGCCCCCGCUUCCCGCGGCCCAGCCGUCCAGUCCGGCCGCGUGACCAAGCCGGCGCCGAAGAAGAAGGGAGGCAAGCCUGGCGCCUGCGCCGGCUGCAAAAAAGCCAAAGCCAAGUGCGAGCGCGUGUACAGCUGCGAGCGCUGCUUCAAGGACGGAGUGGACUGCUCCCUGUCCACUGCUCAGGGUGCGGACAUGGCCAACAAGUCCAACAAGUCCAAGGGUAAGACGCUCCCCGCCUGCGAGCGCUGCCGCACCAAGAAGGCCGGCUGCUCCCGCGUCGAGUCCUGCAAGCGUUGCAUGGCUAAGAAGAUCCAGUGCGCCGAAGCCCACUAG